Portunus trituberculatus (swimming crab) is the source of this 757-nucleotide messenger RNA. Its product is annotated as gamma-hordein-3-like. Lineage: Eukaryota; Metazoa; Arthropoda; Malacostraca; Decapoda; Portunidae. The record is from RefSeq and is a predicted model, not a curated record. Bases 92 to 622 code for a protein of 176 amino acids. The transcript has 6 exons.
GGUAUAUAAGAUCCCACGGCAGCGGUACAGGUGCGCCACUCAGUCAGCCAAGACGUGGGGUGCUUCAAGGCGAGAGUCCCGAGACGCUGCAAUGAAGGAGCUACUGGCGGUGCUGGUGGUGGUGGUGGCGGCGACAAGCGGGGCGCCCCAGUAUAACCAGGCUUCCUACUCCGUCGGCCGCCAGAAAUUCGUGAGAGAUGAGUAUGGGCAGUACCACCCUGUCUCCGGGCCUCCUGUCGGUCCACCCUUCGGAGUCCCCUUCGUCCAAGGACAUCCCUCACACGGCAGCGCUUCCCUGAUCCACCAGCAGCAGCCAUUCCCUUCACACCAGCAACAGUUCCCGUCACACCAGCAACAAUUCCCGUCACACCAGCAACAGUUCCCGUCACACCAGCAGCAGUUCCCGUCACACCAGCAACAGUUCCCUACCCAUCAGAACCAGCAAUUCCCUUCCAAUUCCGGGGGUGGUGACGUACCUUUCAUCCCUGUGCCUCCUGACCCGAACCCCGGCAAGCCCUCAGUCACGCCAGGAGUCAACACUCAACUCGGGGGAGGUUUUGAUGUAUCUGCCUUCGCUCGCACCAAGGUGGACAAGAAGGAUAAGAGGACUGAGAGCAGCUAAGCUUCUUAAGUGGACCAGCACCAGCGCCUCCCUGCCCCGAGACCCGCGUCAUGCUGGGGACUGCUGCCCACUUCUCACCUCACCUUGAAAUUUGUUGCAUGAUUCUUUUAGUCUCGAAUAAAGCCCUAAAAUGCU